Messenger RNA from Saccoglossus kowalevskii, 1899 nucleotides. Its product is annotated as synaptogenesis protein syg-1-like. The record is from RefSeq and is a predicted model, not a curated record. NCBI's taxonomy places the organism in Eukaryota, Metazoa, Hemichordata, Enteropneusta, Harrimaniidae.
CGAGAGGAUAGCAACGCACGCAUCGUAUACACUUUACCUUGGACCGUACAAUCACACGGAUAGUGUUUAGGCUCUUGUAUAUUGAUCAUCAUGAAGCUUCUCGCCUUCCUCAUUUUCCUGUGUGCUGUGUCUGGAAUUUCUCUGGCGUCCAUGGAUUUCUUUUUAGACCCUUCAGCAGGGAACAGGGAGCCAGAAACAUCGAACCAUCAUUAUUUCAUGGAAGAACCACAUGACACGACCGUUGCCGUGGGCAACACCGCGAUAUUCGAAUGCUCCAUUGGGAACAAGAAGGGAUUGGUUGCGUGGGUAAAGACUACGGGGCCGAAAGAUCGGACCAUACUGAGCUUGGACAACUCUAUCAUAGCAGAUAAUAAUCAAAUUCUGAUCGGAAGUCGAGUCGGAGGCAGGGACUAUGCUUUAAUAAUUACGCAUAUCACACACGAAGACGAGGGAUUCUAUACGUGUUUUGUGUCAGCUGGUGGAAGAGAUUCUCCCAUUAUCUCACAUAGCGCUUUGUUGACUGUUGUGUGAGGUUUUUGUCACGGUGUGAGGUAUAUGUUAGUUGCUAGGGGUAUAUAUUAGUUGCUAGGGGUGGUGUUAGACAAAAGGACGGGAACAGUCUGGCUCACGCGGUUCAAGGGGAGGGGGGUCAUCCGUUCCAGACCGUGAGGACGAUGAGAGGGAAUACAAUAUAGUACUAAUAAAGGCAAAAUCAUUGUAUAGUGUAAUGUACCACAUAUUCUUACGUUGCAAAAGCCAAGUCAGUUUGGAUAAUCUUAAACUAAAUCUGGGUAUGACUGAUCUCAACCUGUUACGAUUAGUUUACUUUACAUGACGCAUGUCAAUCACGUGACAGUGAUAUUAUUAUUUGCCAUGAUUUGAGUACUGAAUAUUUUUUUCUGUUAUUGUUAUACGUCUUGCUCUGUUUGCUUUAAGUUGAAUACUAUUUGUUGAUACUAGAUAUUGAAUACGUUUCAAUUGAUCGAUUUAUUGAUUGAUUGAUUCAAGAAUGUUUUUUGAAUAAUUUAUAAAUUAAACUGCAAUACAGGUUAAUUGUACUUAAGUUUUUAACUAAGUAUGGAAGCGGUAUUGUGUUAAAGGACUGGGCCAUUAUUUCUGUCGGGGUGUCUAGGAUACGUGAACAUUUAGAACUUGAAAAUGAGCUAUGGGAAUAUAGCAGAGAUAAUGUUCAUGCCUAAACAUAAAAUACAUCCAUUAACUUUUCUAGAAACUUUUCAUCUAGAAAGUAUUUCUUUAUUAUCUAUAAACACAUACAGUUAUAUUUGAUAACAUAGUUAACAAAUAAUAUUUCAAGAUUGAGGCGCACCUUCUAGAUACUUUUUUUUAAUUUAAAACCGAUAUUGUGCCCAGGCUGUGCAAAUUGGAGCUCUUCCGCUCGACAGUUCAACAUGUGCAGCUUGCAACAUUUUUUUCUUUUUGUGAUUUACUGAAAUAACAAUAUCAAAGGACACAUCUGGUAUAAUAUUGUAUCAAUAAGGAUCUGUCGUCAAACGGCUGGUGCAUGUUUAUCAACAUGGAGAGACGACUAGAGUGACUUGAUUUCUUGCAUUUACAGAACGUCAGCCAUAUUUAUAAAAAUCAUCGACAUGUUGUCCCUGACUAUCUUUGAGCUCGAGUCAGUGUGUGUUUUGUCUAGACACCACUUUAUUUCAGCUUAUUUAGUUAAAAAGACACACGGUGUCAAUAUACAGUUGUCGAGUUGCACUGGUGUUCACUGUAUGGGCCCUCGAGGAUGUUUUAUAAUGGUUAAUUAUAUAGGGCAUAGUUAGUGUGUGUGUUUUGCAUAAUCAUUAAUAAUGUAUGUUAAUACGUACUGGUAUCCACCAAUACAACAUGUAUGAAAUCAUGUCUCAAUAAAAUUUUCCUUUUAAAACAGAA